This is a messenger RNA of Cydia pomonella (codling moth), 883 nucleotides long. RefSeq lists its product as uncharacterized. The record is from RefSeq and is a predicted model, not a curated record. NCBI's taxonomy places the organism in Eukaryota, Metazoa, Arthropoda, Insecta, Lepidoptera, Tortricidae. The transcript has 15 exons. Bases 170 to 646 code for a protein of 158 amino acids.
CUUAAUUAUUACAAGAAUUGACUCAGGAAAACGCUCGCAUUCACAAUUUGUUUGGGUUGUCAAUAUUUGCUCGGGUCGGGGGGUUAUCCGCGAGUAUAUAACGGAGCACCUCUGAGUCUCGCCAGUUGUCGGUGUCGAUGUGGUAAUUGGACAUUGUCAAAAAAUCAUCAUGAAGGCUGUAGCGAUUCUUCUUCUGGCCGCCAUUGCUAUGGCUUCUGCGCAAGGUGUUAACGUAGUGGACAACAACCCCGGUCCUGGACAAGUCAAUGUUGUGGAACAACCGGGUGAUGCAGUCAAAACAGUUGGACAACCAAAUCAAGGUGUUGAUUCCGCCUUCUACCGACCGUCUACUGGUGGCGACAACAUUGUAAUCAGUAAUCCGGAUCCAGGCUUCUACCUGGGCGGUGCUAACACCGGUGACCCGACUCCUCCUUCGACGAUUAUCGAGAACCCGGAUCCAGGCUUUUACCUCCCGUCUAAUAAUGCGGUACAGACACCAUCCAUAGAUCCCGCUUUCGUGGUGGACCCAGCGUUCUACCGACCUUCUGUUUCACAAGAUAUAGAUCCCGCCUUCAGCCGUCCCACCGUCUAUGGGAAUUUGAGGCCCCAGAAAUACCCCAACCCAGCUGCCCGCACUGGACAAUAAAGCAACGGUUUCCAAGGAAUAUCUAUACAAUGCAUAGAUAAAUACUAUGGAGCGUGCAAAUGGCAAACAAGUAAUUAAAUUGAAUUUUGUACCAUGUUCUAUCUAAGUAACUGUAAUGUUUAGAAUCAAAUACAUGUUUAUUUUUUCUAACUGAAGAGUUACUUUUUUCAGUAGUACAAUUUUUGUGAUUGCAAUAUAAUUUUAAUGUAAUUAAAAUUCUGAACCCGUAAAAUUAAA